This is a messenger RNA of Centruroides sculpturatus (bark scorpion), 2095 nucleotides long. RefSeq names its product regulator of nonsense transcripts 3A-like (gene Upf3). The transcript has 10 exons. NCBI's taxonomy places the organism in Eukaryota, Metazoa, Arthropoda, Arachnida, Scorpiones, Buthidae. Gene Ontology annotation, biological process: positive regulation of translation; nuclear-transcribed mRNA catabolic process, nonsense-mediated decay. Gene Ontology annotation, cellular component: cytoplasm; nucleolus. The record is from RefSeq and is a predicted model, not a curated record. Gene Ontology annotation, molecular function: mRNA binding. The coding region runs from base 137 to 1828 and encodes 563 amino acids.
UAAUAUGUAUCAAACAUUGGAAAGAUAACAACAAACUUCGAUAUUUUCUUAAAAGAUUUAUUUUAGAAUAUGAAAUUUAUGUAACAAUUUAUCAAAUAUUUUAAAAAAUUUAUAUAAAAAUUCUUCUGUUUUAAUUAUGUCUUCGGAUAUAAUAAACAAAUCCAAAGAGGAUUGUACUGAAGAUAAACUAGAUAAUGGAAAAUUAAAGAUGAGGAAGGAGAAAGUUUAUCAAACAAAAGUUGUUAUUCGCAGACUUCCUCCUACAAUGACAGAAGAACAAUUUAUGGAUCAAAUUUCUCCAAUUCCUGAGAAUGAUUAUUUACAGUUUGUUAAGGCAGAUAUGAGCCUUGGCCAACAUGCUUUUUCACGAGGUUAUAUCAACUUUUUAAAUCCCAAUGAUAUAUUUAUUUUCAAAGAUAAAUUUGAUGGUUACAUGUUUCUUGAUAAUAAAGGAAAUGAAUUCCCAGCUGUUGUGGAAUUUGCACCAUUUCAGAAGAUUCCAAAAAGAAAAAAUAAAAAGAGAGAUGCAAAAUGUGGAACAAUUGAUCAAGAUCCUGAUUACAUAAAAUUUCUUGAGACUGUACAGAAUCCAGAACAAGUUAUACUUCCAUCUGCAGAAAAUUAUCUUGAAAUGAUAGAAUCACGAGAAAGAGAAUUAAAAGCAAACAAUGGUAUACCUAAAAUUACAACUCCACUUAUUGAAUAUCUAAAACAAAGAAAGCUGGAACAACAGAAAAUAAGGGAAGAAAAAAGAGAAGAACGUAAAAGAAGAGAAAUGGAAAAGAGAAGAUUAAGAGAAGAAGAAAGGAGAAGAAGAAAAGCAGAAAAAGAUAAAGAAAAAGACAAAUGCAAGGAGAAAAAAGAGGGCUCUUUAGAAAAAGAAACUUUUAAAGAACCUGAAAAAUCUUCAAAAGUAGAUGAAACAAAAGAUUCUGAAACUGUAAUUGUGAAGCAGGUUUUAAGAAAUCCAGAACGGGAAAGAGAGAGAGAUAAAGAUAUCCAAGGAUAUGGACAUCUUUCACAAAAGCAUAAAGAUACUUCUACAUCUUCAAUUAUGACAAAACCUUCCAGAGACAGAGAUAGAGGAAGGAAAGAAUGGGAAAGACAACGAGAAAGAGAGCGAGAAAGACAAAGACUUAGAGAAAGAGAAAGGCCACGUACUUCAAGUAUUCGUGACAAAUUGAGAAAAGAUAAGGAUGAUUACAGAAGUUGCACCAGUGAAUCCGGACACAAGUCAGAAAAUAUACAAGAAAAAAAUAAUUUAAGUCAUAUUGGUUUGUCAGAUCACGGAAAAUUUAGUAAUAGAGACAGAAUGGAAAGAAUGAGUGAAAGACGAUCUAGUUUUGACGAAGAUAGAUAUAAUGUAUCUGAAUGUAAUGAAAAGAAAAAGAGUUAUACAAACUCUAGAGAUUUUGAUGUAGGUACUGUUGGCGAUGAUGAUUUUAAUGAUAGCAAAGACACAAGAAGAUCCACAGACGAUUCAAAGGAUCCACGAGUAGAGAGACGUAUCAGAAAUAAGGAUCGUCCGUCUCUCGAAAUCUACCGUCCCGGGAUGAGACGUUUAAACACCCAGAGGAAUACAUCACAGAAGGAAGUAUCAACAUCUGCAAGUAAUUCUUCCACUCCCAGCCCCAGUCCCACUCCGAGUAGUCAGAGUAUUAUAUCGUCUACAAAAAAAGUUAGCAGCGAAUGGAGCAGAACUCGUUCACAACCAUCAGAGAAUAAAGUAACUGCAUCUGGAAUACAAGACAUAAAUAAAAAGAAAGAAAAGGGAAAAGAAGUUAAUUCAAAUGUGGCAGAACUGGAUAAGACUGACGAAGAAACAUGAAUUUCUGCAAAAGUGAAUUUUGAAAUUUUAAAUUAUAUAUCUUGUUUAACAUGCUGUAAAUAUUUGGGAUAUUGUAUUACUGCCCGUGUUAAACAGACAUCCCCCGAAAAACUUUUGAUUGCCAAAUUUCAAUUCUUAUCCGAUACCCAAAAACAGGUAUUUCAUGUCGAAUGUGAAAUUACAAAACCAUUGAUUUUCUAAAUGUUUUUUUUAAAAUAAAUGAAUGAAAAUAAGUUAUUUAUUGAAUUGCAAAAUAAAUGUCAGAUU